GUCAAGUGGCUGAAGAAAGUAGGAGAAAAGAUUGAAACUGGGGACAUUGUCAUGGUGGUAGAAUCGGAUAAAGCUGACAUGGAAGUGGAAGCUUUUGAUCCUGGUUAUUUGGCAGCUAUUUUAGUGGAUGAAGGAGGCAGUGCUCCAGUUGGCAAGACUGUUGGUUUAGUGGCAGAAAAGUUGGAAGACAUUGAAAAAGUAAAACAAUGUGGCUUGGACUGUAUUGACUCAGGUUCAUCUUCAAGACAUGACGGAACAACUGCUUUGGAAACAGUAGAGUUCUUUGACUCGAAAGAAGAUUCUGACUUUGAGCAAAGGUUUUCUUCGAAUGGCUCUGCAGAGCAGAACGCUAUGAAACUACCCGAACACGUUCCGAUAUUGAUGCCAACACUAAGCUCAACCAUGACAGAAGGAAAGAUAGUACAGUGGCUAAAGAAAGAAGGAGAUUAUGUGAAAAGUGGCGAAAUGAUAAUGGUCGUAGAAUCAGACAAGGCAGAUAUGGAAGUAGAAUCGUUUGAUGAAGGUUAUUUAGCACAUGUGCUUUAUCCAAACGAAAGUAGUUGCCCAGUUGGUACUACAGUUGCUUAUUUAGUAAGCAAUGCUGCGGAUAUUCCUCAGAUGAAACAGUGGGCAAGUGAAAGCAAGAAUAGGUCAACUGCUCCAACACAUAAAUCCACCCAAGAAGCCUCCCCAUCGGUGGAACUGUCGGCAUCAACUAUUCCGUCAACUUCCUUGCAAGGAUCGUCAUCACGUGUCAUUGCGUCUCCUUAUGCUCGAAAGAUAGCAUCGGAGAAAAAUAUUUCGUUGUCUGGCCUGAAGGGUUCUGGAGAAGGUGGUCGUAUUGUUGCUAAAGAUGUAUUGGAAGCCUCAGAAAAAGGAGCUUCCUCUAACGUGAACCAAGAGAAACCUACUCUGGUAAUGGCAACCCCGCAAGCCAAGAAAUUGGCAGAGUCAUUUGGAAUAUCAUUGGAUUCCAUAUCAGUAGGUUCCGGUCCCUAUGGACGAAUCAUACCAGCAGACGUGUACAAAGCAGCUGGUAAAGGCCCACCUCCACCACCACCCCAUUUAGUAGACUUUCAAGCAACAAAGUCAUCCAAAAAUGGUGAUUCGUCGGUAGCACCCGGCCGAGUGAGUAAGGAUAACAGGAGCCGUUCAACCGAAACUUCUUCGAGUAUGAUGCCCAAAGGUGAAGUAGCCAUGAAUUCCAUGCAAAAGGCAGUAGUGCAGAAUAUGAAUGCAUCGCUUCAAGUUCCAGUAUUUCGAGUAACCUACACAGUUAAUAUGGAUGCGGUAGAAGCCUUGUACAAGAAGCUUAGUGAAAAAGGAGUGUCUAUGUCAACGAUAUUGGCCAAGGCAGCUGCAUUGACUUUAAGGAAACAUUCCGUGAUGAACGCGAGUUAUGGAAAGGACUCUAUUAUUUACCGUAAUGAUAUUCAUAUUGCCAUGGCUGUGGCAUUACCGGAUGGAGGUUUGAUUACUCCUGUAUUGAAGAAUGCUGACCAAGAAGACAUUUACACGUUAUCCAAGUCUUGGAGAGAUUUGGUGAAGCGAGCUCUCAUGAAGAAAUUGAGUCCUGAUGAAUAUUCGACUGGUACUUUCUUUAUAAGUAAUCUAGGCAUGUUCGGUGUUACUAGUUUUGAUGCCAUUUUGCCACCUGGUGCAGGAGCUAUUUUGGCAGUAGCUGCUUCAAAACCUGUAGUAGGAAUGCAACCUAAUGGCUUUAUUGGUGUUUCAAAACAAAUGCAGAUGACCAUUACUUGUGAUCACCGACAUAUUUAUGGAGCCCAAGCAGCUAGCUUUUUAAAGGAUUUUAGUACUUUGUUGGAAGAAAAUCCUCAGGAACUAACGUUAUAAGAAGGGAUAUAUUGUCUAUUCUACAAGGCAUAUGGGAUAUUUUUGUCUCAUUUCUAUUCAAUAAGAACGAUAAAAAAUGUCACAAAUUC
Molecule: messenger RNA, 1943 nt
Organism: Galdieria sulphuraria
Lineage: Eukaryota; Rhodophyta; Bangiophyceae; Galdieriales; Galdieriaceae
Product: dihydrolipoamide acetyltransferase
Exons: 6
Coding region: 52-1854 (600 amino acids)
Biological process (GO): pyruvate decarboxylation to acetyl-CoA
Cellular component (GO): pyruvate dehydrogenase complex
Molecular function (GO): dihydrolipoyllysine-residue acetyltransferase activity
Source: RefSeq, a predicted model, not a curated record